Messenger RNA from Hemibagrus wyckioides, 3960 nucleotides. RefSeq names its product bicaudal D homolog 2 (Drosophila) (gene bicd2b). The record is from RefSeq and is a predicted model, not a curated record. Gene Ontology annotation, biological process: protein localization to organelle; microtubule anchoring at microtubule organizing center; regulation of microtubule cytoskeleton organization. Gene Ontology annotation, molecular function: cytoskeletal adaptor activity; dynactin binding; dynein complex binding. Bases 288 to 2639 code for a protein of 783 amino acids. Gene Ontology annotation, cellular component: Golgi apparatus; cytosol. NCBI's taxonomy places the organism in Eukaryota, Metazoa, Chordata, Actinopteri, Siluriformes, Bagridae. The transcript is spliced from 9 exons.
GAGCUCAGCUUCGGGGUCUCCCCCUUCCCCUCUCCCGUGACACCGAGCAGACAGAAGGAAGGAAAAUAAAUAACAAUCACAAUAAAAUACCACCAUUACUGCUCACUAUAAUGGAUCUAUUGAAGCAAACCGGAUGUGUAAGCUGGAGUCUGUGGUGUGUACUUUGUUAGGGAUGUGUGUGGAGAUGUGUGUGUUUGUGAGUUUGGUCAUGAGAGAUUAAAGGCGUUGUGAACGGGCUGGGUCCGCUAGGCUUGUAGUCGGCUCGGUUCGGGUGGAAGCAGGUCGGGAUGGAGCAGGAGGGUUUUCCCGGUUCAGAGCCGAUCCCGGAGGACGGGGUGGAGGGUCUCCGGUCCGAGCUCGAGCGCCUGUCACGGGAACUGAGCGAGACCAGCCGGGAUAAGAUCCGCGCUGCGGAGUACGGGCUGGCGGUGCUGGAGGAGAAACAGCAGCUCCAACAGCGCUAUGAUGAGCUGGAGACUGAAUAUGAAGCACAGAGACACGAACUGGAUCAACUCAAAGAGGCAUACGGUCAGGCCCACUCCGCCCAGAGGAAGGUUGCGGAGGAUGGUGAGAGUCGUGAGGAGUCCCUCAUCCUGGAGUCGGCAUCUAAGGAAGCAUAUUACGAGCAGAGGGUGCAGGAGCUGCAGGCCGAGCUGAGGCAGGCAAAAACUACCCUCGCUAGCACGCAGAGCGAGAACGAGCGCCUCAGCAGCAUCACGCUGGAGCUGAGGGAGAGUGCCGAGCUGCUGGAGCUGCAGCGAACUCGUCUGCGUGAUGACAUCCGAGAGUAUAAAGUCAGAGAGUCUCGGCUGCUGCAGGACUACAGCGAGCUGGAGGAGGAGAACAUCAGCCUGCAGAAACAAGUGUCCACGCUGAAGCAGGGCCAGGUGGAGUUCGAGGGUCUAAAGCAUGAGAUCAGGAGGCUAGAGGAGGAGGCACAGUACCUGAACAGCCAGCUGGAGGAAGCCGUGCGUCUGCGUGAGAUCGGCGAGCGUCAGCUGAGCGAGGCUCUGGAGACGGUGAAGAGCGAACGUGAGCAGAAAGCGGCACUGCGCAAAGAGCUCACGCAUCACAUGACUCUGGGAGACUCUCUCCUCAGCGGCUCACUGGAUGGACUCAGACUUAGCGACUCAAACGAGCCCAACAAUGACGAGGCCAUGCGCGCUUUUGAGAACGGGCUCGCGAAGAUAGCUGACGACAACGACGACGAUAACAUUUCAUCCAUGCCGAAGAAGAGUCUGGUGGACGACCUGCUGAGCGAACUAAACAUCUGCGAGAUCCAGAAGCUCAAACAGCAGCUGCACCAGGUGGAGCGAGAGAAAGUGGCGCUCGUCUCCUCCCUCCAGGAGUCUCAGAAGCAAUUAGCACAGACGCGAGGAGCGCUAGCACGCCUGAGUGAAGAUUUUGGAGCCACGCGACGCAUCCAGGUUGCAAAGGACAAAGAGAAGGAGAAGGUAAGCGGCGAGGACGGAGAGGUGGACUAUUACGAGCUGGACAUUCACGGCCCUGAGAUCCUGCGCUGCAAAUAUGAGGCAUCAGUGGCUGAGGCUGGAGAGCUGAGGGAGGAGCUUAAGUUGCUAAAGGCGGAGCUUGAGGAGGUAAGGGUGGCGCAUGAGGAGGUCCGUGCACGGCUGGAGAGCCAGGUGCGUGAUCUCUCGUCUCAGGUGUGCUCGCUGGAGAGCGAGGGACGGACGGAGCGGGCACAGCUGGCACGGCUGCAGAGGGAGCUGGACGAGGUGAACACAGCUGCAGGCGAGACCCGGAGGACGCUUGGAGUGGCUCAGGAUGAGCUGGCUUCGUUCAGCGAGGAGCUUGCUAACCUCUAUCACCACGUCUGUGUGUGCAACAACGAGACGCCCAGCCGUGUCACGCUCGACUUCUACAGAGAGGGAAAAGACGGCAAAGAGGACAAGAAUAAGAAAGACGACAAAGAGGUAACGCGAAAAACAGAUAACGCGAGCUCAACCGAAAACGCCGCUAGACCUGCCUCGGCUUCUGUGAGAGACUCGAGGAAAGAGCCGAUGGACGUGUGUGUCCUGGCCGAGAUGAUUCGGGAGCAGAUGCGGCACCUGCAGCAGGCCGUGGAGCGAGGUACACAGCUGGCGAGGCAGAGGCUGGCACCGCUGGAGCUUGCCACCGUGCCUGAUAAAGAACAGGCAGCCUGCAUGGAGGAGAUCCUCAAACUCAGGUCACUGCUGAGCACCAAACGGGAACAGAUCGCCACGCUCAGGGCCGUGCUCAAAGCCAACAAACAGACGGCCGAGGUCGCUCUCGCUAAUCUGAAGAGUAAGUACGAGAAUGAGAAGACCAUCGUGACAGAGACCAUGCUGAAGCUCAGGAACGAGCUAAAGGCUCUGAAAGAGGACGCAGCGACCUUCUCCUCCCUCAGAGCCAUGUUCGCCACCAGAUGUGAUGAGUAUGUGACUCAGCUGGAUGACAUGCAGAGGCAGCUGGCGGCGGCUGAGGAUGAGAAGAAGACACUGAACUCGUUGUUGCGCAUGGCCAUCCAGCAGAAGCUGGCACUCACGCAGCGCCUGGAGGACCUUGAGUUCCACAACGAGCAGGAGCGCAGAGGAAGUGCGGCCGCCGCCUCGGCCCGCUCCAAAGGGCCCUUCUCUAAGAGCAAGAACCUGCACUAAUUAUAGUUGCCAAGGAGAAUUUCCCCCAAAGUGGCUUAAUCCCUGACCGCAGACGUCCUGCCUUACACACACACACACACACACACACUAUGACACUCGACUGCAGGCUUCACAGUAUUCUGAUUAUCCACUCUUUUGUUUUGCGUCUCUGCUUUUUUAUUACGUUUCUGUUUAAUUCCACACCUUUGACACGUUCUGUGUAAAUCUGUAUAUCUCAUUUCCUGUGACGCCUUAUUUUACAGUUGAAAGUCAAAUGAAAACACGCACAUACGUGACGGGUUUCAGGUCAGCAGAAGUCUGUGUGUAAUUAAGGAGCGUCGGUUUCUGGUCGUUUUGCUUUUUCGUCCUAAUUUAUUCUUUUGUAAUAAACUGAAUAUGCAGAAUGUCCUGCAGUGGGAGUGAUAAAGACGUUCAUUUUUUUUAUAUAUCAAACGGCGGACAUGUUGACGCUGGUGAUGUUGACAGAAGGAUUGGAAAUUUGGUGACUUUCCUACAAAAAUAGAUAGAUUUUCACCUCCUUUUGUCAGCUACCUCUUUGUCACUUCUUUAAUUGGAUUUAUUUAACAGAAAUGAUAAUAUAAGACUUUUUUUCUUUUUAAAUAGGACUAUUUUGCUCAGUUCAGAAGCUAUCCAGGGAAAAUGAACUGAGGAAUGGUGUGGAUGUCUUACGGUUUAAAGGAAAAGAUGAGUAGUGUCUAGUGUAUCAGCGUCGUAGAAAACAGUACAUAGCUCACAAAAGCGUCGGCUUUAAGACACGAGAAACCAAAUGCUAGUGACUCACGUCUCCGCUCCACACUGUGGCAGUUUCUUGUUUUAAUGCGGUUUCGGAGGCACCCACGUCGACUUCCCCUCAGCUCAUUUGCCACUGAUCAAAUCCCUGUGACUAAGAAAAUCAAACCUACACUUCACCUUUCACACACACAACCAGCUCAGCUGUGAAAACACGUUUCCAGUGGAAGCACCUGAAGUGGUUACUGAAAAUAAAUGAAUGAGUAAUGCCAUUGUCUACAUCAACAAGAAAAGAAAGCAAGCUGAAAGAUGCUCUCCUACACACACUCUCCGGCUGAUGUUAGUGAGAUGUUGAGCUCUUCCAAGUCAUGAAGGGAAGUCGAUGAGGCCCUGUCGAGAGCCGUAUUGAAAAAACAUUGUGUUUACUUCAGAUACAGGAGACAUUACAGUGUUUUCACAUGUGCCUUUAAUAAACAAUUGUUUGUUUGUUUGUUUGUUUUAUCAGCAACUUCAGAGCAGCAGUGUCCUCUGUUAUUUCAGUUUUAUAUUCAAGUCAUUUCUAACAUGCUAUUAAAGCCUGUUUAAUACCACA